AUGACCUCACGAUACAGAGUGGAGUACGCUCUUAAAUCACAUCGAAGAGAUGAAUUCAUUGAAUGGAUCAAAGCUCUACUUGCGUGUCCAUUUGUAUUGCAUGCCGAUAUUGAAAGUUUUGAUACUGAGUUUCCUGAACUAUACAAUCUUCCUGAGGAUUCCGACCGAUACUACAAGAACCAUGAAUUGAAGAUUGCUCAAGACUGUCAAAGUAGGUAUUUGCAGAUAUUCAAAGAUGUUGAAACGUUGAUUGAACAUACCAGGGCCAUUGACAAGUUAAAUGACCAAGAUCCUAGUCGAAAUGCAACUAGUCGUUUAAGAAAUUUAGUGCCUUCAAUAGGAAGGUUCUUUACUAGUUUACCUUUAGCUGAGGCAUUUUUGUUGGAGGAUCAGAGACGGGCCAUAAGUAAACGAAGAUUAGUCAGUCCUUCGUUCAAUGAUGUUCGAAUGAUUUUGAAUACAGCCCAAAUUAUGGCAUUGACCAAUAUCAACAAUAACAAAAGUGACACGCACAUUAAAUUGAUCACUUUUGAUGGGGAUGUCACUUUAUACGAAGAUGGUCAAUCCUUAGAUGAAUCGAGUAUUAUAGUUCAGCGAUUGGUGGCUCUACUUCAGUUGGAUUUAUUUGUUGGGGUAGUGACCGCCGCCGGGUAUCCAUCACAAGCAGGUGCUGCUAAGUACUUUGAACGUUUGAAAGGAUUAAUCGAGUACUUGAAUCGUGAUGAUUGUAUCUUGUCCCCACAUCAACGAGAGAAUUUACUAGUCAUGGGAGCAGAAUCAAAUUAUUUAUUCCGGUAUAACAAUAAUAUGAAGGGGUUGAAAUUUAUUGAUAGUGAUGAUUGGUUAUUACCCGAGGUGAAGAAUUGGGAUAUCAAUAAAAUUGACUAUAUCAUGCACACAAUCCAUGAUCAUUUACUGCACCUUCGUAUGAAAUUCAACCUUGAAAGCACAACUUCAAUAAUUAAGAAGGAAAGAUCAGUGGGGAUAAUCCCUAAUGCAGGGUGUAAGAUCUUACGUGAACAAUUGGAAGAAAUGGUUCUUUCAUGUUCAAACAAGUUGAGUAUUGUAUUGCAAAGUACCAAAAAUGCACCACCGGCAGACACUGCAAACGCAGCAACAACAACCAAAUCAGCCAGAUCACUUGCAUUGAGCGAUAUCAAAGUAUGCGCAUUUAAUGGAGGUAGUGAUGUUUGGGUUGAUAUUGGCGAUAAAGCCCUUGGAGUCGAAUCGUUGCAAAAGUACAUUUGUCAGCUGGGAGACUUGGAUAUAUGUCCCAUCACCAAGUCAGAAAGUUUGCACAUUGGUGAUCAAUUUGCCAGUUUGGGCGCCAACGAUUUCAAAGCAAGGUUGAGUGCAUGUACGGUUUGGAUUGCCAAUCCAGCGGAAACAGUGGCCAUUUUAGAUGAUUUGAUCUCAUUUAUGAAAUAA
Molecule: messenger RNA, 1428 nt
Organism: Lodderomyces margitis
Lineage: Eukaryota; Fungi; Ascomycota; Pichiomycetes; Serinales; Debaryomycetaceae
Gene: ISN1
Product: IMP 5'-nucleotidase
Exons: 1
Coding region: 1-1428 (475 amino acids)
Biological process (GO): nucleotide metabolic process; nicotinamide riboside biosynthetic process; nicotinic acid riboside biosynthetic process
Molecular function (GO): magnesium ion binding
Source: RefSeq, a predicted model, not a curated record